UUGAAAAUAUUCAUUUCAGAAUGUAGGUGUUUUUAACCAAUAUCCUUCAAGUGUUUCUAUCAAUGUUGAUGACAGCAUUAGUGUUCGCAAUAAGUAAAUUCACUAAAUUUCUUGAUCAACACUACUGGGUUGGUAUUAUUUUAAGUUUCAUUUCGAUUGGUGCAACCAUUGCAAUUUUCUUUAUUCAGAGAUUCACACAUUUGAAAUACCUCACGGAUUUCCUUUACGUACUACUCACAUUCAGCUUCGCUGGUGUGAUAACCUGCCUUUCAAUCAACGUGGAAGGAAUGUUCAUAUUUAUCAGUUGGAUUUUGGCCAUCAUUCUAUCAGUGUUAUUGUUUAUGAUUGGAAUAAACAUUAAACGUGAUUUGGUCAGUUAUUUUUGGUCGUUUUUGUUUUAUGUCAUUAUUGUCAUUCUUAUCAUUUUUGUUCUGCUGAUCCCAUGGAUCUAUGAUAUUAGAGUAGUGACGUGGGCAAUCGGUCUCCUCGUUUUAGCCAUCGUAAUUCCGGCUAGUUUAAUUGAAGCUCAAAUAUUUUGUGGAGGAAGAGCAAUAUACUACAGAGCUGAAGAUUUCAUAUUUGCAUCAAUGGUUCAUUUGUUCUUACUGACUUUCUCAUAUUCUGGAUUUAUUUUACUGUUUCUCAACAUUAACUUAUCCUAGAUAAUGACAAUUUGUGUGAUGUUUCAAUGUGAUGUAUCCUCUUGUAAUUGUGUACUCUUGAUGAUGCAGUAGAACAAGAAUGAUGAAUAUGAGAAUUUCUGUGUUUGUUCACUUGUCUUCAUUUCUAUUUAUUGUACGUGAUUAAGCAGAAUCGGAUUUGAAAUAUUGAGUUUUAAUUGAACUAAUCAUUGUGAGUUUGUGUUGUCAUCAAGUGGGAAAGGGAUUUUCUCUAAAUCAUCCGAUUUGUAGUUUGUAUUAUACCAUUGAUUUUGUGUAGAUAGUGAUUGGGAGUGUGGAUGUAAUAUAAUAGUAUGCUGUUGAUUAUGUUAUUAAAUUGUUUGAAAUAAAUCGAAUAUACUGUGAACUGCAAAUGUCUUGACUGUUACAUGGUGUUCGUUCAUUCCAUCAAUCUGAACGAUAGUUGUAUUGAGAAGAAAGUUAACAAAGUCAUCCAUUUGGACGAAAUUCCACUUUAUCGUGAUUGAUCUGGUUUGUUGAAUAUGAAGUAGAGAAAUUGUAAGUUGGAGUUUACGGUAUGUUUGAGUAGAAAAUCGACUUAUUUGUAAACACAUAAACAAGGAUUGACAAUAGUUUAUUAUAUGUAUAUGGGUGGAUGUAUCAUUGAUAGUCGUGGUGUGAUAGAUGUAGAUCCAUGUGAAUAUCUCUUUGUUAAUUCACAAUAUUUGUUAUUGAGGUCUGAUAACAAAGUUACACGUCUUGUGAAACAAUCGCAAAAUACUGAUGCAUAAUACAAAUUCAUCUACCUCACCAUGGUAUUUAUGUGUUUCAUUAUAUAUAAGAUUUUAUAUAGCAAAUUUAAAUUGUCUUAUUCAGAGUCAGUCAACAAGCACUAGUUUGGUUUUUUGAAAAAUGACCUAGAAAUCAUCUAAACUACUGACAAAGUCAAUUGGUUUUUGUAGACAUGUAUGUAAUUCGAAUUAUUUGUCCGUAACAAAUGCCCGUUUCCUCUUAUGUGUUCAGAUUGUCAUUGAUUAGUCAAGUUUCAUUUGUAAUCAACUUCAUUUUCUCAAAGUAUAGUUGUGUGAAGUGAUGUUGCUCUAAAAUUAAUUGAUUUGUCACUACAAACUGUAGCGGUAAUUAAAUCCCCAAAGUAAACAGCUCUGUAAGUCGUCGACAUUGGAUUCUGACCACAUUAGUUUAAAUGGACUCACACCUAGCUGAAGGCACUCGGUCAUGCAUCCGCACCAGAUCACGAGUGGGAACGCCGUGAUCAACAUCCUCUGCAAUCGCUAGCCUGAUUAAAUCAGACGAUCCUCGAUAUAUUGAAAGCCUAUCAAAUAUAUCUUCGAAUCUCCUCGCUUCUGUCUUUUGGUUUCACUCGGUGGGUGCGAUUCAUAUUAGAAUGUGUUACUGGUUAAAGCGUUGUCAAACUCCGAAUAUCUAUGACAUCUUCAUUAGUGAGGCUAACGUGAUUUGGUACGCCAACU
Schistosoma guineensis is the source of this 2110-nucleotide messenger RNA. The record is from the annotation of a GenBank genome assembly. Lineage: Eukaryota; Metazoa; Platyhelminthes; Trematoda; Strigeidida; Schistosomatidae.